CAUUUGCCUGCCCGUCCUUUAGCAGGAGGUAGCAGGUCCCCAGAUUCCUUUGCAGAAGUUUGCAGGUGGGGACCAUGUCCCAGGCUGUGAAGGCCUCAACUAUGGCGGCAGUGAACCCAGGGCCUGAUGGGAAGGGGAAGGGGGCCCCGGCUGCAGGACCAGCUCCCGGGCCCGGCUCCACCCUGGCCCCUGUGACUGUGCCAACGACAAAAGCAGGGGACCUGCCUUCUGGCAACUACAAGCUGGUGGUCUUCGAGCAGGAGAACUUCCAGGGCCGUCGCGUGGAAUUCUCCGGGGAGUGCUCGAACCUGGGAGAGCACGGCUUUGACCGAGUGCGCAGCCUCAUCGUCACCUCAGGACCCUGGGUCGCCUUUGAGCAGUCCAACUUCCGGGGGGAGAUGUUUGUGCUGGAGAAGGGCGAGUAUCCACGCUGGGACACGUGGUCCAGCAGCUACCGCAGUGACAGGCUCAUGUCCUUCCGGCCUAUCAAGAUGGUUCAAGCCUGUGCGGCAGCUGGGAAGAGGGAUGUUGUGGAAGGGCGCCUUGAACUUCGCAGGGAGAACUACACUGAAGUAGCUCCUUUGCGAUAUUUAACUGAGUUACAUAGUGUGACUCGAGGGAGGCUCAAAGCCAAGUUCGGUGGUGGGAUCCCUGAGGCGCUCAGGUUUUCCAGAACACCGUUGACUGCGGUGCAUGAACCAGCCAUGUCUCUGGUCGCCAGGGUUGAUUUCCAAGGCUGGGUCGGCUAUCAAUACCCCGGCUACCGUGGGUACCAGUACCUCCUGGAGCCUGGCGACUUCCGGCACUGGAACGAGUGGGGGGCCUUCCAGCCGCAGAUGCAGUCCGUGCGUCGCCUGCGCGACGGGCAGUGGCACCGUGAGGGCUGCUUCCCCGUCCUGGCCUCCGAGCCCCCCAAGUGACUCCAUCCACACCCCGCUCUUCUCCCUUGCCCCACCCCUCCCCCACACUCCGUUUCCUCAUCUUUCCCAUGCAAAUAAAAGUU
Molecule: messenger RNA, 1003 nt
Organism: Suricata suricatta (meerkat)
Lineage: Eukaryota; Metazoa; Chordata; Mammalia; Carnivora; Herpestidae
Gene: CRYBB1
Product: crystallin beta B1
Exons: 6
Coding region: 75-920 (281 amino acids)
Biological process (GO): visual perception; lens development in camera-type eye
Molecular function (GO): structural constituent of eye lens
Source: RefSeq, a predicted model, not a curated record